Tarenaya hassleriana is the source of this 1829-nucleotide messenger RNA. RefSeq names its product protein FIZZY-RELATED 2. Gene Ontology annotation, molecular function: protein binding; anaphase-promoting complex binding; ubiquitin ligase activator activity. Gene Ontology annotation, cellular component: anaphase-promoting complex. Gene Ontology annotation, biological process: anaphase-promoting complex-dependent catabolic process; positive regulation of ubiquitin protein ligase activity; positive regulation of anaphase-promoting complex-dependent catabolic process. The coding region runs from base 90 to 1505 and encodes 471 amino acids. Lineage: Eukaryota; Viridiplantae; Streptophyta; Magnoliopsida; Brassicales; Cleomaceae. The record is from RefSeq and is a predicted model, not a curated record. The transcript has 9 exons.
AAAAAGGAAAGAUAAAAAAAGGAAAAAAUAAUCACAGCCAUUUCAUCAGUCGCCAUUGUUAAAAACUCUGGAAGAAGCCUGGGGAAACCAUGGAAGAUCCCAAGGCGACCAAGCAAACGACGUCGUCUUCUCAGCUGAAUCUCCCAGCGUGGAUGACUCGACCGACGGUUUCGCUCGAGACCCGUAUCAAUCGUUUAAUCAACGCCAAUCACUACACUUCACCGUCGAGGCCGAUAUACUCCGACAGGUUUAUUCCCAGCAGAUCCGGGUCCAAUUUCGAACUUUUUAAUCUCGCCCCGUCGCCGAACAAGGAGGGGAAGGAAGAUGGGUCGGGUUCGUACGCGAGCCUCUUGCGGGCUGCGCUGUUCGGACCGGACACGCCAGAGAAGAGGGAUGUUGCAGGAUUCUCUCCGUCGCGGAAUAUUUUCCGGUAUAAGACGGAGACGCAGCGGCCUGUGAAAUCGUUCUCGCCGUUUGGGUCCGACGAGUCUCCUGGUGUUAGCCAUAGCCCUGUCAAGACGCCGAGGAAAGUGCCGCGGUCUCCGUAUAAGGUAUUGGACGCACCAGCCCUGCAAGAUGAUUUUUACUUAAAUCUUGUGGAUUGGUCUGGACAGAAUGUUCUUGCAGUGGGACUGGGAAACUGCGUGUAUUUGUGGAACGCUUGUAGUAGCAAGGUAACUAAACUAUGCGAUCUUGGAGUUGAUGAUAGUGUGUGCUCAGUUGGUUGGGCAUUGCGUGGAACUCAUCUGGCUGUUGGAACUAGUAACGGGAAAGUACAGAUCUGGGAUGCAUCACGGUGCAAGAGAAUAAGGACAAUGGAAGGUCAUCGUCUACGAGUCGGAGCCCUAGCAUGGAGCUCAUCUGUUCUGUCUUCUGGUAGCAGAGACAAAAGUAUUCUUCAAAGAGAUAUACGGGCUUCAGAAGAUUACGCUAGUAAGCUAUCAGGGCACAAAUCUGAGGUAUGCGGACUAAAAUGGUCGUAUGACAACCGUGAGCUGGCAUCAGGAGGAAACGACAAUAAGCUUUUAGUAUGGAACCAACAUUCAACUCAACCGGUUCUGAAAUACUGUGAACACACAGCAGCUGUUAAAGCCAUUGCUUGGUCUCCCCAUCUCCAUGGACUUCUUGCUUCGGGCGGUGGUACUGCUGAUAGAUGCAUUCGUUUCUGGAACACGACCACCAAUACUCAUUUGAGUUGCAUGGACACUGGCAGUCAGGUAUGCAAUCUGGUCUGGUCGAAAAACGUAAACGAGCUUGUCAGUACCCAUGGAUACUCUCAGAACCAAAUCAUCGUCUGGAAAUACCCGAGCAUGUCAAAACUGGCGACUCUCACUGGUCACACAUACCGUGUUCUUUAUCUUGCUGUCUCACCCGAUGGACAGACGAUUGUGACGGGAGCAGGAGAUGAGACUCUAAGGUUCUGGAAUGUCUUCCCUUCCCCAAAAUCUCAGAACACGGAGAGCGAAAUCGGGGCGUCUUCCUUUGGCAGAACGACGAUAAGGUGAAAAUAACACGUGUGAUGGCAGACAACACCAAACACAAACAAGAGCUGAUUGUCUCUCUUCCAUUAAUAGCUGUGUUUUGGUCUCUCUUCUCAACCAAACCAAACCAAACCAAAGUGGGGGCAAGUUUAACAACCUCCUGAGUUGCAGCAGCUUCAGAUUCGCCUUUGAAAUUUUUUGCUGUAGAAUUUCGUUUUUUUUCCCCUUCUUACUUCCUGUGUAUGUACAGAUUGGAUCGGAUCUAUGUUCUUGAAGUGCGGUCGUUGUCCUGUAGAAUGGUUUAGUCUUGUACUGUCUGUAUAUAUAUAUAAUUAUAUAUCUUGUUGC